CUGAAAAUAGGGGAGAAGCAAAGACAGAGAUCAUGGAGAAUUCAAAAGGGGCAAGAGCAAGAGCAAGUCCAGAUCAAAAUACAAGAAUGUUGAGUGCCAUUAUUGUCAUAAAAAGGGGCAUUUGAUGAAAAAUUGCUUCAAGUUGAAGAACAAAGACAAGAACAAGCCAGAAGGGAAAGAUGGUGAAAAUGAUCGCCAUGUUGCAACCACGACGUCAGGUGAUCUGAUAGUUGUUUCUGAUAACGACUUGAUUAGUGUUGCCUAUGAUGAAUCAAGUUGGGUUAUCGAUAGUGGUGCCGCUUUCCAUGUGACGUCAAGGAAAGAUUUCUUCACAUCUUAUACUGUAGGUGAAUAUGGGGUAUUGAAGAUGGGUAAUGAUGGUCGUUCACAGGUUGUUGGCAUUGGAGUUGUGGUCCUAGAAACCAAAACUGGGAUGAAGUUAGUGUUGAAGAAUGUCAGACAUGCACCAGAUAUUCGCUUGAAUGUGAUAUCUACUAGUGUCUUGGAUGAUAAAGGUUAUGUGAGUACCUUUGGUGAUGGGCAAUGCAAACUCACUAAGGGUUCUCUUAUUGUGACUCGUGGGAAGAAGUGUUCAGAUCGAGUAUGGUCCGGGAAAGAGGUUUCUUAUGACCAUUUGCGUGUUUUUGGGUGUAAAGAUUUUGUACAUGUGCCAAAGGACGAGAGAUCCAAAUUAGAUGUCAAGACGAGACAGUGCAUCUUUGUUGGCUAUGGUCAUGAUGAAUUUGGCUAUAGACUUUAUGAUCCUGUUGAGAAGAAGCUUGUCAGAAGCCGUGAUGUUAUCUUUAUGGAGGAUCAAAAUAUUGAAGAUAUUCAGAAGAUGGAGAAGUCAGAGUCUCAAAGUUAUGAUGAUCUUGUUGAUUUGAAUCCAACUCCCGUGGCUCAUACGCCUAAUGCUACCAAUGAAGAUCAAAAUGAUGAUAGCAAUCAUGUUCCACAUGAUUUUGCCGAUGGUAAUGUUAAAGAAGAAUCAAAUGAGGUACAUAAUCAACCUCAUGUUGAUAACAAUGCACCUACAGUUGCUCUCAGGAGCUCCGUCCUGGCUCAUGAAAAGAAGCUGAUCUCACAGGACAAUGAAAGUGAGCAGGCUUUGAAGGCCUCUGUAAAUCACAAUUCCUCAUCAGGAAACAGAGGUGGUCGGGGCAGAGGUCGUGGGAGAGGAAGAGGAAGCAACUACCAAAGCCAAAAUCAGCCAAAUCAGUUCCAAGGAAGAGGAGGAGAACGUGGAGGUCAUCACUCAACAAACCAUAAAUCAAGGUUAGUAGACAAAUCAAAAGUUGAGUGUUUUCGUUGCCACAAGUAUGGUCACUACCAAAAUGAGUGCUACACCAAUUUGAAGGGGCAAAAUGGAGAAAAAAGCAAUUUUGCUGGAAAGGAAGAAGAGGUGGCUGAAGAAGUGUCACUCUUAAUGGCUUGUCAUGUGAAAGAAAAUUCUCAUCAAAAUAUGUGGUACUUGGACUUGGGCUGCAGCAACCAUAUAUUUGAAGACAAACUUGCUAAGUAUGGGUCAGUUGCAAGAAAAGGGAUACGAGAUUUCAAUAAAAAAUGGAGAAUGCCUAAUCCAAGAUGCAAAUCUUGGGUUAAUUGCUCGUGUCAAAAUGACUGGAAACCGUAUGUUUCCGCUUUAUCUUCGCAAAGCUGCUCACGCCUGCUUCUCAACAAAGAUCAAAGACACCGCAUGGCUGUGGCAUUUUCGUUAUGGCCACUUGAGUUUCAGUGGAUUGAAGACAUUGUUGGAGAAAAAUAUGUUUCUGUCAACAUCGAUGAAAAUGAUGAAGGUGCACAGGAGUACCAAUCUGCAGAGAAUGACCAGCAAAUUCCAGUUAGCUCAAAUAUUAUUCCUGAUUCAUCCACAACAACUGGAACAGAGCAUCCUCAGCGAACUAGAAGAAGACCAGCAUGGAUGGCUGAUUAUGAGGUAACUGGGGAUGACCAAGGAGAGGAUCCACUUACUCAUUUUGUAUUAAGUGAAGAUCAGGUUGCGAACAUAAUGACAAAACCUUUGAAGAUUUCAGCUUUUCAAAGGUUAAGGAAGCUGUUGGGUGUUUGUGAGUCUGCUUAAACUGAGAACAUGCUCAACGUUUCAGUUUAAGGGAGGGAAUGUUGAAGAAUAAGAAGUAGCUGUACACUUCUAUGGCUUUCCUUCUUUUUAGCAGAUAUAGUUUCUUUCAUGUAUGGCCUAUAAAUUGGCUUUCCUAUG
Molecule: messenger RNA, 2218 nt
Organism: Cuscuta campestris
Lineage: Eukaryota; Viridiplantae; Streptophyta; Magnoliopsida; Solanales; Convolvulaceae
Source: the annotation of a GenBank genome assembly